This is a messenger RNA of Calypte anna (Anna's hummingbird), 2349 nucleotides long. RefSeq names its product reticulocalbin 1 (gene RCN1). Gene Ontology annotation, cellular component: endoplasmic reticulum. The coding region runs from base 1 to 969 and encodes 322 amino acids. Lineage: Eukaryota; Metazoa; Chordata; Aves; Apodiformes; Trochilidae. The record is from RefSeq and is a predicted model, not a curated record. Gene Ontology annotation, molecular function: calcium ion binding. The transcript is spliced from 6 exons.
AUGGCGAGCGGCGGGGCGGCCUGGGGCCUGGUGCUGGCUCUGGUUCUGUUGGUGCUGGUACCGGGCGGCCGGGGCAAGCCGACAGCGCGGCAGGAACGGGCGCGGCCCGGCCCCGCACAGCACGAAGACCGCCCGGGCUUCCAAUACGACCACGAGGCCUUCCUGGGCAAGGAGGAGGCGCGGAGCUUCGACCAGCUCAGCCCGGAGGAGAGCCGGGAAAGGCUCGGGAAAAUUGUGGAUAGAAUAGAUGACAACAAAGAUGGCUACCUCACAACAGAGGAAUUAAAAAUCUGGAUUAAACGAGUACAGAAACGUUAUAUCUAUGAAAACGUGGCUAAAGUCUGGAAAGACUAUGAUCUAAACAAGGACAAUAAAAUUGCCUGGGAUGAAUACAAGCAAGCCACAUAUGGUUAUUAUCUAGAAAAUCCAGAAGAAUUCCAAGAUGCAACUGAUCAGCACAGUUUUAAAAAAAUGCUACCCAGAGAUGAAAGAAGAUUCAAAACUGCAGAUCUGGAUGGAGACUUAGCUGCCACUCGUGAAGAAUUCACUGCUUUCCUUCACCCAGAAGAAUUUGAGCAUAUGAAAAACAUUGUUGUCUUGGAAACCUUAGAAGACAUAGACAAAAAUGGAGAUGGUUUUGUUGAUCAAGAUGAAUACAUUGCUGAUAUGUUUCCAAACGAAGAGGGGGGACCAGAGCCUGACUGGGUGAUUACAGAACGGGAACAGUUUUCAGAUUUUCGUGACCUCAACAAGGAUGGAAAGAUGGACAAAGAGGAGAUUCAGCACUGGAUUCUCCCACAAGACUAUGAUCACGCACUAGCUGAAGCCAGGCACUUAGUCUAUGAAUCAGAUGUAGACAAGGAUCAAAAACUAACGAAAGAGGAAGUUCUGGAUAACUGGAAUAUGUUCGUUGGAAGUCAAGCUACUAAUUAUGGGGAGGACCUCACAAGAAACCAUGAUGAAUUAUGAUACAGUGAACCAACCAGUAUGCCAGGGACCUUUUCUCAACUUGACAGAAAUCACUGUCUAUCCCUUCUUUUGGGGGAAGAUGGACAAGAGACAAACUCACAACUGAAUGAUUUGCAUUAAUAAAUUUUUAACAUGCUAGCUUAUUACCUCAGAAACUGCAUAGAAAUAGCUUUCUACUCUUUUCAGAUGGUUAAAUGCAACGUCUAAUUACUACAGUUUUAUUUGAGGAAAAAACAAAAAGGUAACUUUUUUUAAUAGCCUGAUCUAGAAAAGGCACUUCUGGAAGAUAACUGCAAGGAUCUUUAAUAGAGAAAUAUUUUCUCCAAAUAUUCUUAUUUACUGUAGCGAAAUACAGCUAGGAUUAGAAAAAAAACCCUAAUGUUUAUCAGAUUAAGUUAUUUAGCCAUCUUUUUUAAUAGCAUACAACAAUUUAGAGUUAUUCUUUGACCCUCCUAUCCAGGGAAAAGGUUUGACAUAACAAGACCCAUAACCUUUAUCUCAACACUGGUUUUCUCUGCCAGUUUGGGCUAGAGGUGCUGGAGAAGGUAUCCAGCAGCUCUCUGGCUCAUAGCUUUACAAGUGCAACAUGUACAUCUGGCCCUUCUCUCUAACCCCCAGCACAGAGCAGAGACAGCACACGUGGCUCAGCACCCUGUGCUGCCAUUCCUCGGUCAGGGCCGUGGAGUUCACAGUGACAGCUGCUCCUUCUGACAACAGUAACAUACAAUUGUUUGUGGGCUGUUGCUUAUGCUGUUUCCUAGGAGGAAUUAUGCCACAUGGAGCAUAAUUUAUCUCAUGCUUUUCGCACUUUACCCAAGCCAUACUCUUGUUCACACAGUGUGAAUGGCAGCAGUUCUGUGAUGGAGAGAGAAUGAGACAUAUCACCCCUCUGGGCCUUCUGUCUUUUCUACCACAUAAGAGGACAGAUUUAUGUGGCUAGAGUUCUGGGUUUGUAUGUAUAUACUUAUAUAUAUGGGUUCCUGAAGCAACUACAAACUACAUGGAGACAGCUUUUCUUCUAAGGAAAGGGGUAAGAUUUCCACCCAGGUGCUUUCUUUUUUACUGUAUAAUGUGAGCUAUUACACAUAUAAUUUUAUAUACCAAACUUUGAUAAGUGUGGCUGGUUUUAAAUGUACUAGUUUUGAAAUAAGCACAAUAAAACCAAUACUUCUUGGUGAUACUAUGACGGUGCAAUAACACUAACACAGACUAGCAGAGAGAUGAUGUGAAAGCAAAGAACCAAACCUUUAGAGCCAGUAUUUCCUAAAGCACUGGGUCAUUGGCAGCUCCUGCAGCCCUGGCUGGUCAUCUGCAAACAGCAGCUGGACAUAUGGCAUCAACUGUUUCUUCUUCACCUCAUUAAAAGAAAAAAAAAAAAAA